CAGACCUGGUUUUGUACGUCACAACUUUUUCUGUGGGUAAAGUCCAUCACAUUCGAAAAUAUUUGAAUUUUAUUUAGCACUUGAUGCAAAGUGCAACUAGACAAUUUUUUGACCAAGAAAGACCUGCCGCCACACCGGCACCUCCUCGUUCAGUGGCCCGUGGGGUAGAUAUAAAAAUAAUCUGAAUAUAACGAUGAAAGAUGAUGCUGGUAGCCUCUUGAAAUCAUUGGGUAGCUCAAAUAACUCAAGCAUAAUUAUUAAUGAAAUAGGAAAUACUAUACACGAUACAAUUGCAAUCAGUCACAAUGAUUGAUGUGUUACGGUCAUCCGUCUCUUCGGACAUCGACACCCCCCAAUUCCGCAUCUUCCAUUCGAUUCCUCCUUCCGGCGUAAAAAUUAAAAAGAGAUCAUCAUUAUAAACCCAUCACAGAGUUCCCUCCAAAUUCACCUGCCUGCGAGGAACUACCCCUGGAAGAAAGUAUUUCUAAACUCCUCCCUUCCCAACCUGAAGGCUAAAAUUCUUUCGCUCACAAAUUUAUUUUUACGUCACAUUUUUGUUAGUUGCAACUGAUAUUCCGUUUUUAUCCGAUAGUUACUUGAAGUUGUCUAUCGAUACCAAAAGGCCUGCGAAUAGCCAACAUUCGGGCGAAUGUUGCCACUCGUGCGCCGUAGAAAGAAGACGCUGGCGCUGUUGACGACGUCCGCCGCCGUUUCUCUUGCCUAUCUGAUCUUUUACAGUGUCCUGCUGGUCGAUCCUGAUGAAAGUGACAGGAUUAAUGACGUCAUCGGCGACGGUGACAGUUUGUUUUUAUCGACGGCUUACCCGUUCGUCGAUUGGACACAAGUCAACAUGGACACGCUCACCGGAGAGCAACUCACCGACUAUUUGUCUUGGUCCAAUUCCGGUGCUUGCAAUUUAGUUCAGGAUUUUGGCGGAGUCAUGAUUUCCGUCGACAGCAUUCCAGCGAUUGACGGACAGAAGGCCGUUUGUCUGGACAGGCCCCAUCUCGCUCCAUCUCUGGGCGGAUGUGUCGUCUACUCGUUUGGCAUCAACAACGAGUGGAGUUUCGACGAGACGAUGGAGAAAUACGGAUGUCAAGUGUACGCCUUCGAUCCUUCCAUGAAUAUUUCCGAUCACCACCGUUCCGAGUGGAUCCAUUUUUAUCGGAUCGCUUUGGAUAGCGAGGACAGUGAAGUCUGGAACGGCCGGUCGGGCGUCAAAUCGCGGACACUGGAAUCCAUUUACAAGAUGUUGAAUUCCGGCCAUGGCGAUGGCAACGACGGAAUCAUUGAUUAUCUGAAAAUUGACGUCGAGACGGCUGAAUGGCGGGUCUUACCUCAGAUCGUUGAAUCCGGAAUGAUGGACAAGGUGAAGCAAUUGAGCGUCGAAAUCCAUCUGCCCAACGGAAGUGACGACGAAAAUGUGGAUCGAAAUUUCUCGCUGGACGAAUAUCGCAAGCUGGCCGGCAUCCUCCAAUCGCUUGAAAACUACGGACUAGUCCGUUUCGAUUCCAAGAGGAAUCCUUGGUCGGUCGGUGUGGGAAAAGCCACCGGGUUGUUGGGUGACGACGCUCCUUUCGCUUACGAAAUCGCUUGGUUUAAUAGCAAAUUAUUAGCCAAUCAACCAGAGUGAAAACCUGCUUAGCUGAAUUUAGAUAAUGAAUUGAACAUUUGUUGUAAUCGAUUUUUACUGUCAAUACAAACGCGUUAUUUCAUCCAUUGAAUUUCAAAUCGCUGAUGUU
This is a messenger RNA of Daphnia pulicaria, 1742 nucleotides long. Its product is annotated as probable methyltransferase-like protein 24. The record is from RefSeq and is a predicted model, not a curated record. Bases 650 to 1633 code for a protein of 327 amino acids. Lineage: Eukaryota; Metazoa; Arthropoda; Branchiopoda; Diplostraca; Daphniidae. The transcript has 2 exons.